This is a messenger RNA of Corylus avellana, 814 nucleotides long. RefSeq names its product dirigent protein 22. NCBI's taxonomy places the organism in Eukaryota, Viridiplantae, Streptophyta, Magnoliopsida, Fagales, Betulaceae. The record is from RefSeq and is a predicted model, not a curated record.
AAGUUGUGUCCCAAGUGUAAAGCGAGUACUGACAUUUCCAAUGGCUAGGAGAUUUCUCCCCAUCUUCAUCUUCUUCUUCUUCUUCAUCUCUUCCUUCUCCACAACUCCGGUCACCGGAGAAAAUGGAGGCUUUGCCAGAAGCCUAGACCGGAAGCUACUGGGGCUAAAGAAAGAAAAGCUCAGCCACUUCCGCUUCUAUUGGCAUGACAUCGUCAGCGGCCGCAAUCCCUCCGCUGUCCUAGUAGUGCCGCCGGCUUCCAACACCUCAACAGGCUUCGGUCUAGUAACCAUGAUCGAUGACCCUUUAACCUUGGGGCCAAAGAUGAGCUCAAAAUUGGUAGGAAAGGCACAGGGGUUUUACGCCUCUGCUUCACAGCAAGAGCUUGGUCUUCUAAUGGUGAUGAACUUUGCAUUCCUUGAAGGGAAGUACAAUGGCAGCACUAUCACCAUUCUCGGGAGGAACACCGUUUUCUCCGCCGUGAGGGAGAUGCCGGUGAUCGGAGGCAGCGGCCUUUUCCGUUUUGCUAGGGGGUAUGUUCAAGCCAGUACUCAUUCUGCUGAUUUCAAGACAGGGGACGCCGUCGUUGAGUACAAUGUCUAUGUGUUACAUUAUUGAUCGUUCAUCUUAGCUUUACUCUAUUUUGCUCUUUCUUUGGGUGAUGGCUUUUUGAGCAUGUUGGCUGUCCACUUUUGAUUGCUUUAAGCCAAGUGGGGUUUGGUUUUGUGUUAUGUAUGUUGCUUUAGAUUAGUGUGUUAUUGAAGUCUUUGAUUAGAUUUCAGAUGAAUUUAUAUGAUAUUAGUAAUUUCCACCAUA